This is a messenger RNA of Bombina bombina (fire-bellied toad), 837 nucleotides long. It is a transcript of the gene IQCK, whose product is annotated as IQ motif containing K. Bases 1 to 669 code for a protein of 222 amino acids. NCBI's taxonomy places the organism in Eukaryota, Metazoa, Chordata, Amphibia, Anura, Bombinatoridae. The transcript is spliced from 9 exons. Gene Ontology annotation, molecular function: protein binding. The record is from RefSeq and is a predicted model, not a curated record.
AUGAAGUUCAGAGCUGCUGCUAUGGCCGCUGAUGGAGAGAGAGUUAUACACGAAUAUGAUGAAAGGAAGUUGCGUUCCGUGCUGGCAGGUCUUAAAUCACAAGAAAAAUCAAUAAUUUCUGUCAAGGAUAAUCAGUGUUUCAUUGCAGGAGAUUGUUUAGCGGCUGAUCCAUUUAUAACUGAUUAUUCGGCUACUGAGCUGCCUGAUCCCAAGACAUGUUCUGCGCUGCAGUAUUCGCAGAGCUACAUAUAUCCAGUUUUACUGCCUGGAAUAGAAGCAAUGCUGACUGAAGCGAAAAAGGAGAGGUGCUUUCAAAGGAAAAGAACAAAAUUUAUUCCGCUUGAUUUUCUUACGCAGUGGCUGUACAACCUAAAUCCAAAAAGGAAUGGACGGCCUUCUACAGAUUUCUUUGAGAUUCCCUUUGUUCAAGAACAGAUGAGAAUUCACCCGAGGCCACCUGUCCCUCUGUCAUUACUGCUGUCUGAUGAGGAAGCAGCCGUAAUUAUACAGUCAUUCUGGAGAGGAUAUCGGGUACGCUGUGAUCCUGAAGUCCAAGAAUUACGCCAGUGGCAAAAAGAUUUACGGAUGCCCAAAGUUAUUAAGAAAAAAGUCCAAGAAUUUUGGGCCAAGAAAGAAACAAGGGGUGGAACUAAGAAAAAUAAUGGAUAGGAUAUCCGAAAAUUCACUCAUAGGAAUGCAGGGACAGCAUCAACUUACCCAACACCCACAGAUCAACCAAUUACACACAAUGGAUAAAUAACGCUCUACUCAUGCCAACAGCACUGAUGACCCUUUUUCAUGAUGAUUGAAUCACGCUAAAUAAAAAAUUAUACUGAA